Molecule: messenger RNA, 1107 nt
Organism: Coregonus clupeaformis (lake whitefish)
Lineage: Eukaryota; Metazoa; Chordata; Actinopteri; Salmoniformes; Salmonidae
Exons: 7
Coding region: 1-1107 (368 amino acids)
Source: RefSeq, a predicted model, not a curated record
AUGCAAGAGUAUGGAAAAACCAAAUCUCUGACAGAUGCCACCAGAAGACAGAUGAUCAACAUACUUGCUGCUGAGAUGACAGAAACACAUGGGACAUCCCCCCCCAAAAGUGUCAGAGUGAUGUAUGCACAGGGGAUAGUAGCUUUGUUUCCCUAUCUAGAAGACCCAUACUCACAACAUGGAUAUGAUCAUUACUACGAUCCGGAGAGUGGUUCCGGAUACCUUGCAUGGCGAUUGAAGACCAUACAAAGAAAAACAGCAGAGGAAAGAGGUGCCUCAGUCAGCAAAUCUCCUAAAGUUGGUGGGCCAGGCCGUGAUCGUCAGCCCUUCACCUAUGACAGAGAGCCAUCUGAUGAGGAUGUGGAAGCAGCUAUUGCUGUUUUGAGACACUCUGCUGAUGAAAACACUGUCCGUGAGAAGAUGAAAAUGACCUUCAUAUAUCGGCAAGCAAUGGUCAACGAUGAAGCCAAAUCAUCAGAUGUCUUCUCGGUCUUCCCAAGAUUUCUGGACACACCAGGACUGAUAGAACAAGAUUUCAGACUUCUGUUUGGUGAGGCCACAGCCAACAAAUUCUUGGAGAAGUGGCCAACCACUUUCAAAGCAAAAGUAAUAAAGGAAAGCCAUGGACUUGUAUCCACCACAGAACUCUUGGAUUUGAUGCGCAAUGCUGAGUCAGCUGCUGAAGUUGAGAAUGGCUGGGACAGUGACAUGUCUGCCAUCUUGCUGCUGCUACAUUUGCUACCACCAUCUGCACAAGGUAGAAAGAGGCCGGGAAAGAUGUCUGCAUAUCAAGCUGUAGAUCAGCUCAUCAGAUUUCAAAAGGUUGGAACCAGUGUGCAGCAGCAUCUUGACAACAUCACCCAAAGCAGUCAGCCCUACCUUCUCGCCCAGGGAUCCACACAGAGCAGCAUUCACUCCUACUUCAUUGUGGUUGACAAGCAUGCUCUUCCAUGCAAGGCAACAGGUUCAGUAGGAGCUUUUGACGAAGUCUUUAAAGCCCAUUACGUAUUUGGUACGUCAUACAGUUCUUCCUUGAGCAGCUUUUUCACUUUUGUGCAAACAACCAUCUAUAACAUCGACAUGGGGGGAAACAAAGGAGACUCCUAG